Molecule: messenger RNA, 345 nt
Organism: Lathyrus sativus (Indian pea)
Lineage: Eukaryota; Viridiplantae; Streptophyta; Magnoliopsida; Fabales; Fabaceae
Source: the annotation of a GenBank genome assembly
AUGCCAAUGGCUGCUUCAAUUUCAACCUCAUCUCUCUCCGUCGUUGGAACUAACCUCUCUCUCCCUCCGCAUCGUCAUCAUCGCCACUCUUCAAUCUCCACUCCUUUCCGUACCAACCGUUUCUUCUUAUCCUCUUCUCUCGCGUACUCUUCUCCAUGUGAUAGAAGAGUUGUUCACGGUGGAUUAGGUUUACGGAGGAAUACGCCGGAUGUUUGGAAACACUAUUCCGCCGUCCUUUCUCAACCGACUGCACCAGUACGGCAAAGCUGUACUUCAUGCUGUCUUGCUUCCGCAAAGAAACGCCGUUCAAAUCUUCCGAGAUUUGUUCCUGGAGCUUUUUUUUGA